Balaenoptera ricei (Rice's whale) is the source of this 3106-nucleotide messenger RNA. It is a transcript of the gene SFPQ, whose product is annotated as splicing factor proline and glutamine rich. The coding region runs from base 117 to 2237 and encodes 706 amino acids. The transcript is spliced from 10 exons. The record is from RefSeq and is a predicted model, not a curated record. Gene Ontology annotation, cellular component: nucleus. Gene Ontology annotation, biological process: regulation of DNA-templated transcription. Lineage: Eukaryota; Metazoa; Chordata; Mammalia; Artiodactyla; Balaenopteridae. Gene Ontology annotation, molecular function: RNA binding.
GAGGACAAAGGCGGCGCGCCGCCUGUGUCAUCCGCCAUCUUGUGCGAAGCAAGGUGGCCUCCACGUUCCCCGAACGUCUUCUCCGCUUCUGCCUCGACCGCCCCUUGAUCACAGACAUGUCUCGGGACCGGUUCCGAAGUCGGGGCGGUGGCGGUGGCGGUUUCCACCGACGCGGAGGGGGAGGCGGCCGCGGCGGCCUCCACGACUUCCGCUCCCCGCCACCCGGCAUGGGCCUCAAUCAGAACCGCGGACCUAUGGGGCCCGGCCCGGGCCAGGGUGGCCCCAAGCCUCCGAUCCCGCCACCGCCUCCGCACCAGCAACAGCAGCAGCCACCACCGCAGCAGCCGCCACCACAGCAGCCGCCGCCGCUUCAGCCGCCGCCGCACCAGCCGCCGCAUCCGCAGCCGCCGCAUCCGCAGCCGCCGCCGCCGCCACAGGACUCAUCUAAGCCUGCCGUCCCUCAGGGACCCGGCCCGGCUCCCGUAGUAGGCAGCGCUCCCCCGGCCUCCGGCUCGGCGCCGCCCGCCACACCCCCGACUUCGGGGGCCCCCACGGGGCCAGGCCCCACCCCGACCCCGCCGCCCGCUGUCACCUCGGCGCCCCCCGGGGCGCCCCCGCCCGCGCCGCCGAGCAGCGGGGUCCCCACCACCCCCCCUCAGGCUGGCGGCCCGCCGCCUCCACCCGUGGGGGGCCCGGGCCCCGGGCCUAAGCAGGGCCCAGGGGCCAUCGGCCCCAAAGGCGGCAAAAUGCCAGGCGGGCCGAAGCCCGUCGGCGGCCCGGGCCUAAGCACUCCUGGCGGCCACCCCAAGCCGCCGCACCGAGGCGGCGGGGAGCCCCGCGGGGGCCGGCAACACCACACGCCCUACCACCAGCAGCACCACCAAGGGCCGCCGCCCGGCGGGCCUGGGGGCCGCAGCGAGGAGAAGAUCUCUGAUUCCGAGGGGUUUAAAGCCAACUUGUCUCUCUUGAGGAGGCCUGGAGAGAAAACUUACACACAGCGUUGUCGGUUGUUUGUUGGUAAUCUACCUGCUGAUAUCACGGAGGAUGAAUUCAAAAGAUUAUUUGCUAAAUAUGGAGAACCAGGAGAAGUUUUUAUCAACAAAGGCAAAGGAUUCGGAUUUAUUAAGCUUGAAUCUAGAGCGUUAGCUGAAAUUGCUAAAGCUGAACUUGAUGAUACACCCAUGAGAGGUAGACAGCUUCGGGUUCGAUUUGCCACACAUGCUGCUGCCCUUUCUGUUCGAAAUCUUUCACCUUAUGUUUCCAAUGAACUGUUGGAAGAAGCCUUUAGUCAGUUUGGUCCUAUUGAAAGGGCUGUUGUAAUUGUGGAUGAUCGUGGAAGAUCUACAGGGAAAGGCAUUGUUGAAUUUGCUUCUAAACCAGCAGCAAGAAAAGCAUUUGAAAGAUGCAGUGAAGGUGUUUUCUUACUAACAACAACUCCUCGUCCAGUCAUUGUGGAACCACUUGAACAGUUAGAUGAUGAAGAUGGUCUUCCUGAAAAACUUGCACAGAAGAAUCCAAUGUAUCAAAAGGAGAGAGAAACCCCUCCUCGUUUUGCCCAGCAUGGCACAUUUGAGUAUGAGUAUUCUCAGAGGUGGAAGUCCCUGGAUGAAAUGGAAAAACAGCAGCGGGAACAAGUUGAAAAAAACAUGAAAGAUGCAAAAGACAAAUUGGAAAGUGAAAUGGAAGAUGCCUAUCAUGAGCAUCAGGCAAAUCUUUUGCGUCAAGAUCUGAUGAGACGCCAGGAAGAAUUAAGACGCAUGGAAGAACUUCAUAAUCAAGAAAUGCAGAAACGUAAAGAGAUGCAAUUAAGGCAAGAGGAGGAACGACGUAGGAGGGAAGAAGAGAUGAUGAUUCGUCAACGUGAGAUGGAAGAACAAAUGAGACGCCAAAGAGAGGAAAGUUAUAGCCGGAUGGGCUACAUGGAUCCGAGAGAAAGAGACAUGAGAAUGGGUGGUGGAGGAGCAAUGAACAUGGGAGAUCCCUAUGGUUCAGGAGGCCAGAAAUUUCCACCUCUAGGUGGUGGUGGUGGCAUAGGUUAUGAAGCUAAUCCUGGAGUUCCACCGGCAACAAUGAGUGGUUCCAUGAUGGGAAGUGACAUGCGUACUGAGCGCUUUGGGCAGGGAGGUGCGGGACCUGUGGGUGGACAGGGUCCUAGAGGAAUGGGGCCUGGAACUCCGGCAGGGUAUGGUAGAGGGAGAGAGGAGUAUGAAGGCCCAAACAAAAAACCCCGAUUUUAGAUGUGAUAUCUAGGCUUUCAUUCCAGUUUGUUUUUGUCUUUUCUUGUUUAGAUACCAGUCUUUUAAAUUCUUGCAUUUUAGUAAGAAAGCUACCUUUUUAUGGAUGUUAGCAGUUUAUUGACCUAAUAUUUGUAAAUGGUCUGUUUGGGCAGAUAAAAUUAUGUAAUGCAGUGUUUGAAACAGGGGAAUUUUUUUUCCUUUUUUUUCCUUCUUUUUUUUUUUUUUAACUGUAUAAUGUCCCUCAAUUUAUGGCAGUGUACCUUGUGCCACUGAAUUUCCAAAGUGUACCAAUUUUUUUUUUUUACUGUGCUUCAAAUAAAUAGAAAAAAUAGUUAAGAUUUUGAUCUUCAACUUUGCCAUUCAUGCUUCUAUGCACAUUAGGCUAGGUGUUCCACUUGGAAAGCAUAAGAGUGUCUAGGCCUUUGAAUGGCAUAUGCCAUUUCUGGGAAAUGUAUUUGUAGGCUAAGUAUUGCUUUCUACAUUUAAGUACCCCCUUGUUUUAAAAAGAAGAAAUGCAUAUUGAAGUAGUUUCAUGAUUUGAUUUGUUUGGCAUUAUAGGAAGCAAGCCGGUGCUAAGUAUUUUUAAAUGGCUAUGUAAGCAAAGCUGAACUGUAAAUCUUCAUUCAGGAAUGUGUAUUAAGAUUAUGGAAUGGGUGUAAGACUAUUGGUAGGGGGAGAAAGUGGGUAUGACUUAAAUGGAUCUUUUAUGGCCCUAUGAUCUAUCCUUUCCUUGAAAGUUUCUGAAGAACAAGUGGAAAGAUCAUUUUGUUGCAUUCCUCCAUUCUUGUUUUUUUAAAGAACGAGUCCCAAGCCCUAUGAACGGCUUGUAUUGAACUUUCACAUUUGAAUUAAAGAUUGUUAAACAUGAA